Messenger RNA from Schistocerca cancellata (South American locust), 3960 nucleotides. Its product is annotated as E3 ubiquitin-protein ligase RNF169-like. Gene Ontology annotation, cellular component: nucleus; site of double-strand break. Gene Ontology annotation, biological process: double-strand break repair. NCBI's taxonomy places the organism in Eukaryota, Metazoa, Arthropoda, Insecta, Orthoptera, Acrididae. The transcript is spliced from 10 exons. The record is from RefSeq and is a predicted model, not a curated record. Gene Ontology annotation, molecular function: metal ion binding; ubiquitin-protein transferase activity; nucleosome binding. Bases 135 to 2162 code for a protein of 675 amino acids.
CCGGGCGCAGAUGCUGCCCUCCGAUUAUUUGGUGGAACUAUAAACAAGUUUGAAAGAAACAAAAGGCGGUGAGGCUGUAAAUAGUGUGUGUGAGUGUGUUUUUUCCGUUAUGGUGUUAUUUGCUUAAGUCGAUAAUGGCCAUGGGGGUGAACAAAAAUCGUGUGGUGCGGAAGCAUCGUUCACUAAAUAAUCUGACAUUGCUGAAUGUUGCAUGUCCAGUUUGUAUGGGUAUUUUGAUAGAACCAGUGACAUUGCCUUGUAACCACGACUUGUGUUUGGAAUGUUUUGAGAAGUCUGUGGAAAAUAACAGCUUGACUUGCCCUAUGUGCCGAAAACGAAUAGGGGGUUGGCUGCGACAAGCAAAAGACAAAAGUUUAGUGAACCAGACUCUGUGGAAAUUGAUACAGGAGAAAUUCCCGCAUGAAGUUCAGGCCAAGCUGAAAGGAGACGAUGACGGCGUAGCGGACAGACUAUCUGCAAUGAUUCCACCUGUGUCACUAUCUUCUGAAGGGGAAAUUCGUGAGGAAUUUGCUCUUGAAGUAAAGAAAUAUGAGGAAGAAAUAAGAAGGAAACAGGAAGAAGAACAAAAUGCUAGUUUAGAGCUUAUAAGAAAGUUGCAGGAGGAAGAAGAACGGAAGAGAUUAGAGGCUACGAAAUUGCUCACAGAAGAUGAAGAGAUUGCCAGGAAAGUUCAAGAAUCUGUAAAACAGGAAGAAAUCUUGGAAAUGGAGCGUCAAAAAAGGCAGCAGGCUGAGGAAGAUGAAAAAAUAGCGAGGCAGCUACAGGAACAAAUGAUGGUGGAACACUCUGAAGUACUGAAACCAAAAUCGGCCAAGAAGGAAAUCAAGCAUUCUCCUUCAACUUCAGGCACUGCCUAUGUUAAAGGUCCUAUGGAUUCAUUUGUCUACCAAGUGAAACAAGGUACUCCAGACAACACCAAAGAUAGUAAAUGCAAGAUGAAGACAUUUGGAAGAGAAAAGCGAAGCCGCAGCCGAAGUAGUGACAGCAUUGAUAGUGAAGACAGCAUUAAACAGGAGCUGGUGCACUUUAAGCCUAUUAGAAUUGUUCCUCGUACACCCCCAAAGAAGAUGCCAGAUGGUCGUGUUUUUGAGCCACGAGUUAUUGUAGCUUCUCCCCUGGGUAUAAAUGAUUUGUGUCGUGCAGUGCGGAGAGGAAGUAAUCUUAAUCCAACUGCAAGGAAAUUGGCCGAGAACUUUAUGAAAAUGCAGAAGAGGCCAUAUGAAUGUACUAUCACACCACCUACGGAAGGGCGCAUAUCAAAAAGUGUUGGUACAAAUCAGAGUUCAGCAUUCAAAGGAAGAGACUUCAUCAGGAAACUGGACCCAUAUAACGCACAGCUUGAAAGAAGUGAACUGACAUCAGGACCAGAGAGGAAAAAACUAUGUACAGACACAAAACGUUUUGAUCGCAGUACUGCUGUCUCUGGCUUUUCAUCCACAGCAUCUGCAAACAGACCUGCUCCACAGGCUGCAGAUAUUGCUAAUACAACAAUUUCAACAUUUGUAUCAUCUUUGGACUCUGCUGUUAGUCCAGUUGAAGUGUGCCGUGCAGCUGAGGAGGAGGAUCUGCAGAUGCCUGAUAUUUCACAUGUAGCAUGUAGCUAUGGUGGAAGCUGUGAGAGCCCAGCAAAAACAAGCACAGAUUCAGGAAAAAUAUCAUUAUGUGAAGAAGAUUCUACAAAAAUGCACUUCACAAAUGAGGCUCCUAAGAAGAUUGCUGAUGGCGAAAAAAGAGUUCACGAAGCAUUAAUUUAUCACAAUAAAAAGAAUGAGAAUAGUCUCACUGUAAAUAAUAACAACAAUGUUGAAGUAGAGACAGAAUCUAGAGACGAUGCUGUGUGUGACAGUGGCAUCGAAGAUGAGCGUGUGGUUGUUGAACAGGCACGAAUAGAACAGCAGAUACGCCAGGAACAGGAGGACCUGCAGUUAGCAAUGGAACUACAGAGGAAAUGGGACAUGGAAUCGAGAAUAGUGGAUCGUAGGAAAGGGACAUCGAGGGCAUACGAACUCCGAAGUACAUCAAUAUCGGAGACUGUUACCAAAAAAGGAAAGAGUGUAGUGAACAAAGGGGCAAGGCAACGCACCCUUCAGGAAGCAUUCCACAGAGGUAACCAACGGUUGAUUGCCCAUUCUGGACAUUAGGUGGAGAAAUGAAGAAAAUUUUAUUAUUUGACUGAUGUGUGUUUAUUGUAAUUUAAUAUUCCUUUCUAUACUAAGUUUUGCAUUUUGUUGUGUCUUCUUUUUUAUAUAUUUCCUAUGAUUAUUUUGAGUUGUAAAAGUGAUUUUUAAUGUGACAGGGUAUUAUUUAUGAUAUUUUAUGAAAUCUGUCACAGAGAAAUUUUAUAUCAAGAUAUUUAUAGUCACUCACAACUGGAGAAGCUACAAAGAUAUUAUCAGUGACCAGUUUAUGAUAUAAAUAUAUGUGUAUAUGACCUCUGUUCAAGAUUUUAUGUAACAGUGUGUAGAAGGGAUCCUGGUCCUACGAAUAAAAAAAUAUAGAAAAUGAAAAAAAGACUAUUUGUGGUUUACAGUAAAUUUUUCUUGUGUGCUCCUCAGAUAUCUUAAAAACUAUUAGAAUGUAAAUUUUUAGUGGGCUUAUCAUAGUACAGGAAAGAGAUGAUUACUUUCCUUUCACAAUCAAAUAAGAUAUUUCAGUGAAGAUGUGGUAUAACAUUUAUGAAAGUUAACCCCUCCACUGAAAAUUGUUGCAGAUUGCUGUGAAAGGUAUGCAUGGAUUUGUUAUUUCAGACUGUUUAUACCAGAUGAACAUGUUCCUCUGCAAUUGUACAUCUGCAUUCUGAAGAGUGUGAAGAAUGAAUGCAAUGGUUUACCCAAAAAUUGUUUAAAAGGCAGUGUUUGUUCAAGAGUGGUUGGUAUAUUGGAGAGAGAGAGAGAGAGAGAGAGAGAGAGAGAGAGAGAGAGAGAGAAUUAUAAAUAUGGAAAAUGAGUGCUAUAAUGUUGAUAUGAUAUUCGCAGUGUGUGGUGCUCAAUGUGACAGAUCAGUGUACUCUGUUAACUUAAGCACACAGUAUGACAAAAUUGUCAACUGUAUUAAAGAUACUAUAGCUAGUGGAAAAGACACAAGGGGUGAAGAAGCUUCUGAUCUGCAAAAAGAACUGAAAUAUUUGUGAAAUAAUUAAUUAUGUAAUGUCUGACAGGGAGAAAGGUGAUAAUACAAUGUGAAUGAUACAGUUGGAAAGACAGUGAGAUUUCCACAUAAUGUAUCACACUCAGGGAUAUAUUACAUUUUCUUCAUACAGAGAACAGAAUUGUUUGUUAUGUAACAUUAGAUGGCUCUAUAAAUUUGAGGCUGGUUCAAAUCAGUCACAGUUAUUCACUUUUGCAUAUAUUCUUUCUUUUGAGUUACUAGUUUCUGAUAUCUCAUUUGUAUAAUUCAUCUCAUAUUUCCUCUUGAUUAAGAUAAUACACAUAUACUUAGCUUAGUGUGUUCAUUUUCUUAUUUCUCUCAAUCAGGAAUUUUUUAUCUUUUUAUCCAGUGAUGAUGAAGUGAGGCAUGUAAAGAAUACCUCAAUAUUCUGCACAACUUUGCUUCAUAAUAGUACCGUACACGUGUUACUGGUCAUUGAGUGUGGCUGCUAUGUUGCCAUAUGUAUGUAACUAAUUUGAGGGCAAGGUUGUUAAAUUCAGUGACAGUAAAUUUUUGAUAUGUGAGGAGAAUGGAGGUAUUGUGAGUGAGUGAGUGGAUAUGCUCAGUUGCUUCUGUGCAUAUAUGUUUUAGAUGUUGAUGUAAAAAAAUUAUGUUUUAUUGUUACUAUUAAUGACUAAAUAGAAGAUUAAUAAUGUUGCCUUGCAAUCAGUAUUGUGAUAUUUUCUUUGUGGCUUCUACAGACUGUUUAAUUUGGAGACAAAUUCUAAAUGUGUGUAUUGUAUACAUGUAAAACAUUCGAAAUGUAAAUAAAAGUAUGCCUUAUGUACAGAA